Toxorhynchites rutilus septentrionalis is the source of this 2152-nucleotide messenger RNA. Its product is annotated as zinc finger and SCAN domain-containing protein 29-like. Gene Ontology annotation, biological process: regulation of transcription by RNA polymerase II; central nervous system development. Gene Ontology annotation, molecular function: DNA-binding transcription factor activity, RNA polymerase II-specific; RNA polymerase II cis-regulatory region sequence-specific DNA binding; zinc ion binding. NCBI's taxonomy places the organism in Eukaryota, Metazoa, Arthropoda, Insecta, Diptera, Culicidae. Bases 194 to 2131 code for a protein of 645 amino acids. Gene Ontology annotation, cellular component: nucleus. The transcript has 5 exons. The record is from RefSeq and is a predicted model, not a curated record.
CGGCUCGAUUGAACUGUCACUUGACGGGAACGUUCGCUGGUAAUGAAAUCAAAAUAAACAAACCGAGAGAUUUGCAUUCUUUGCACUACUCAUUAUUGGUUAUUAGUUCCAACGAGUUGAAACUAUUGAUGAAUUUAGUGUAAUGCGCCAGUGUUUUGUGUUAAAGCCUUUGUGAAUCAGAGUGUUCAUUGCUAUGUCUUUGAAUCCGGAGUGGACCAUAACAUGUCGCGUUUGCCUGCAGGAGGGCGAUAUCCGAUCCCUGUUCGAUGUUUGCCCUCAGUACAACUUGACCUACUGUGCCAAGGUGAUGCAGUGUACCGGUGUAGAGAUUCGACGUAACGACACGUUGCCCGAGCAGAUCUGCGUCCAGUGCAUCGGAGAUUUGAACGUGGCGUACAGAUUCCGACUCAAUUGUGAAAGCUCUGACGCGAUACUACAAUCAUACCGGCAAGCAACGCGGGAUAAAAAUGAAAGAGAACGGCAGCAGAAUGUUUGCCAGGGGGAGGACUCCUGUUCGUCAUCAGAGAUACAAAUACCUAUCAGCUCAGAUGUGGUGUACAGCUAUAAACCUCCUUCGGGAUUGAAUGUAAAGCUGGUAUCCAGAGAGUGUACGGUUCUGUUGGAAAACAACGGGGAAAUUAUUAUCUGUGAACCGUCCGUUGAACCCAAAACAAAUCUAAAGGAACAGUAUGAUGUCACAUCUGUGCAGCGUCCUCCUGAAGACCAGGGCGCCGAGGACGACGAGGAAGACAACGAUUCGUUGAUAACAUACGACGAUGCGCUUCCACCGUCAGCCUUGCAGCUGGACAAUGACGAUCAGGAGAUUGGGGGAAAAGAAACAGAUGAAAGAACCGAUGUGAUCGAUGACCUGGUGGAAAAUGAUACUCAAAAUAGUGGUAGUAGUGAACAACAUCCUGGAGAUGUCGAUGCGGACAUAUAUUUCGAUAAUGAAUUUGUGUACAUUAGGAAAAACAAUACUGACCAGGAACAAAUUGUCUGUGAAAAGUUGCAGGAUAACAUAGGCAAAUGGGAGGUAAUCUAUGAUGAAGCGAAUAGUAAUGAGUAUUUGGAGAAAAAUGCACAGCCCAAAAUAGUUGAGAGUGUCCCCGAACGUACGACGGAUGGACCGGUUCCGCAACAAAGCGCAGUGCAGCUAACGAAUCCCAUUAAAACUAUUCAAACCAUUCGGAAGGCAAAUAUUCCGAACGAGGAGAAGCCGACAAUUGAAAACAUUAUCACGAAACCGGGACCGGACGGCUCGCUGGAGACGGUAAUCCGAGUUAAGCGGAACCUGAAAAUGGUCACUCAGCAGCAUGUGUGCAAAUUGUGCAACAGUUCGUACAAGUACAAACACGCGCUCGAAACUCACCUUCGCCGACAUCGCGGUGAUAAACCGUACAAGUGUACCGAUUGUGAGAAAGCUUUCGUAGUGCCGUUUGAGCUGCGGCGGCACAUGCGGACGCACACUGGUGCCAAACCGUACAAAUGCAAAUACUGUGAGAAGAAAUUCUCCGAUUUCGGUAGCAAAAUCAAACACGAGCGAACUCACACUGGAGAGAGGCCAUAUACUUGCGAGGUUUGCAAGAAAAGCUUUACUUAUUCGCACGUUUUAAACAGUCACAUGUUGAUUCACACCGGAGUGAAGAAAUACUCCUGUCCAGAUUGUGGGAAGCGAUUCACGAAAUCGCAUCACUUGAAGACGCAUCUGAACACACACACCCGCUCGAGUGCCGGCAGCAAUUGCUUCGCCGGCAAAUGCAGUCGUAGUGGUGUGCCCAGCGUGCUAGCAACUCUGAAUCUAGACCAACCUGACUCGGAUCACUUAUUGGUGGACGGUAUGGAUAACCGUUCUGCCGAAUUUCAACUGGAAGAUACGUCCGCCGCUGGAAAUCCCUUCGGACAACUUGUAAACCUAAGCGAUUACAUGAUUGCGCCCAAAACGGAAUCGACCUCGAUUGGAACCCUCAUGGGUGACUGUGUUAUUCAUGAUGGCGGCGGAUCGGGACACGAUGUUGGGGACGUGACGGACGAUGAGGAUGCGCUGUUGAACGUGGUGACGGUGCUGACAUCGAAUCAGGUCGUCGGAUUGGUCGAAGGUGAUUAUGCCAACAUAAGGAUCAUCAACGAGUGAAUAAAGUCGUUCAGGAAACGA